Molecule: messenger RNA, 1881 nt
Organism: Daucus carota subsp. sativus
Lineage: Eukaryota; Viridiplantae; Streptophyta; Magnoliopsida; Apiales; Apiaceae
Product: nuclear transcription factor Y subunit A-1
Exons: 7
Coding region: 421-1443 (340 amino acids)
Biological process (GO): regulation of transcription by RNA polymerase II
Cellular component (GO): CCAAT-binding factor complex
Molecular function (GO): DNA binding; DNA-binding transcription factor activity, RNA polymerase II-specific
Source: RefSeq, a predicted model, not a curated record
GUUUAAGCAGUUAAUAAAUGUAUUACCAACAGAUAAGAGUUCUAGACUUUGUCGUGUCUGUCCUAUAAAUAUAUAUUACACACACUGACACACACACAUACACAACUCAUCAGCAGUUAUCAUCGGGACAGAGAAAGUCUUUCAUUUACUUAGAUUUAUUCUCUGACUUAGUUCCUAGGGUUUCUGUUUCUGCACACUUUUGCUAAUGAUUGUGCUUAUUCCCCGGGGUGCAAUUGCUCAAAGUAGCUGAAAAAUUAAUGACUAUGGUCGGACUUGGAAUUUUAGAAAAUUUAGGGCAGGUUGAUUGGUCAUUUCUUGGUGCUGGUAGUUGAGUAAACCGCAUAAAAUAUUAUUGAAAGGCAUAUUAAAGUUCUGUUGCAAAAACUAACUACAGUAUAAAAGUCAAAUCAAAGAUGUCUUAUGCAACACUUUUUUGAAUUAGAGUUUACUACAGUUUCUGAAGAUUGCAUAAAGAUGCACUCUGCUUCGAAGUCGAGAAAGCAGGUGGAAGCUGAUCCCUACAACAUUCCGCAAUCCACUUUGUGUCCUGAACCAUGGUGGCAUAACAGUGGAUAUAAUCCUCUUCCCCCAACUAUGAUGCAAAGUAAUGUAUCUGAGACAUCUUCAGUGGAACAAUCAGCUGAUGGCAAGUCAAAGUCUGAUGGCGGUCAGAAUGAAGAUGAUGAAAACACUACCAAGGAUUCACAAACGAAUGCACCUAUGCAUUCAGGGCUGGAUGGAAAUUUCGGACAAGAGCAUCAGAGUCAGCAUGUAACAUCAAGUACCUCUCUUAAGAAUGAUGCAAGUCUCACACAACCUCCGCAGCUUGAACUUGUUGGUCACUCCAUUGCUUGUUCUUCAAAUGCAUAUUAUGACCCGUAUUAUUAUGGGGGGAUGAUGGCAGCUUAUGGUCAGCCUUUGGUUCAUCCUCAUCUAGUUGACAUGCAUCAAACUCGAAUGCCUUUGCACCUUGAUAUGGCACAAGAGCCUGUUUAUGUGAAUGCCAAGCAGUACCAUGGAAUAUUACGGCGCAGACAAUCACGCGCCAAAGCAGAGCUUGAAAAGAAGCUGAUAAAAGAUCGAAAGCCCUAUCUUCAUGAAUCUCGGCACCAGCAUGCUAUUAGAAGGGCAAGGGCUUCAGGUGGUCGUUUUGCCAAGAAGUCUGAUGUUGACAAUUCAAAGCAGUCGAAUGAAGCUAAAGGCAAUGGGAAAAAUUCUGCCCCAGCUGCUUCAGCUCAAUCUUUCAGCUCAUCAGGGUCCGAGCCAUUGCCGUCAGACUCAAAUAUGAACUAUUAUCAGGAGGCAAGAGGACAAACUAAUGCACAGACAUAUGUAAAUGAUGGCGGGAUGUAUAGAAACCAAGACGGGGCCACCUCUUUAGUCCAGCAGUGGGGAAACAUUAGAUCUGAUCAGGCUCAGCAGCGGGCUACUGCUAUGCACUGAUCACUGGAGCUGCCAAUAUGGAAGAUUGGUGAUCCCAACUGAUCAGUUUGGACUAUACUUCUUCUGUUUUGGUAAUUCGUAUUGGCUUUUCAAGCCAGCUGGCAAAUCAUUCUUGGCUUGGUUACAUAGUUGCUUCAGGGGGGGAACAGGUAGGUGAAAGAAACAUGCUUGAUGAACGUUUAUGCUUUAAAAUUCUGUGACAAGGAACGCUCUUUUGUAAUUCUGUAAAAAGCAAGUCUUAGUAUCGUGUCGUGUGUUGUGAUUUAUGAUGAAUUGUCUGUACUAAAAUUUCUGUAGGUUUUGCGAGUCUUAUUUGUGACCUGACUACUUGAACUCUAAUGCAUGUCAGUAUUUACAUUUAGGGUCUGUUUGGGAAUCACAGCUUCGGCUUCUUUUCCAAACACUUUAUUAACUUAUUUAUUUCUCACUUCUACUUCA